AUGGCGAACAACUGGCUCGCCCGAGCCCAGAGCCUCAUCACCCAGUUCGAACAGAAUCCUUCCACAACUGCCCAGGAUCGAACGGCGCUCAUCUAUUUUCUCGAAGCAAGCCCGAUCCGAAAUGUCAAUGACAUGGCCCUCAUUGAUAAUGUUCAGACACGGGUUGAUCUCGCUCAACAAUUUUGGCAACUGACCAAGCGUGGCCCGGAUCUCGUCUUAACGAAGCCUAUCGAGGAUCCACUUCGAAUAGGUGCCGGUAUUGAGGCCGAGUCGAAAGACGAGAGUGUGAGGAGAAGCCGGAGUGAGGCUGACAAGUGUCUAUUGAGGGAUGCUGGCCGGUGUAUUAUUACAGGAGCUCGGUACCCCGAUGCUUGCCACGUUUUCCCUUUCUCUUCCCUAAAGGAGCCCCAUAAGACCUCUAAUUGUCUCCAAGCGACUCUUUUCAGCCUUUGGGGACGCCAUCAGGAGGAACGCAUAAGCCACCUACUCGUCGGUGAUCAAAACAUUGUCGACACUGCCCAAAAUAUGCUCGCAUUAAGCCCCAGCCUACAUCGACUGUGGGGGAAGGCUGUGUUUGGCCUUGAGCCCAUCGCCCAACUUGAUAAUGGAGUCAGGUUGAGAUUCCGCUGGUUGAAGAAAACUGGUCUUGCUCUCGGUCAGAGGAUGCCGGAGAUCUUUGACCCUGACGAAUUGCUGGCAUCACCCGAUGGCCCAGGCAGUGUCAACGUGAGACAUUUGGUCACAGGCCGACCCAUCCUUGACGGAGAAAUCAUCGAUGUUACGUCCUCCGACAAGUCCUCGCGUCCCAAUUACGAGAUUUUACUGUUGCAAUGGGACCUAAUUAAGAUGGUGUCCUUAAGCGGGGCCGCAGAGGCCAUGGAAGAUCCAUCUUGGGAUCCAAAACCCGACGAUCCCUUCUCUUGGUUCCCAGUCUCGGGUCCAUCUGGGUUUGAAGAGUCCCGCGCUGCCCAAGAAUCCCCUGAGAGCCGCACAGUGCCCCCUGAGCCUGAGCCGCGAACUCCUUCCUUUUAG
Scedosporium apiospermum is the source of this 1032-nucleotide messenger RNA. RefSeq lists its product as uncharacterized. NCBI's taxonomy places the organism in Eukaryota, Fungi, Ascomycota, Sordariomycetes, Microascales, Microascaceae. Bases 1 to 1032 code for a protein of 343 amino acids. The transcript has 3 exons. The record is from RefSeq and is a predicted model, not a curated record.